Molecule: messenger RNA, 1091 nt
Organism: Pseudovirgaria hyperparasitica
Lineage: Eukaryota; Fungi; Ascomycota; Dothideomycetes; Acrospermales; Acrospermaceae
Exons: 3
Coding region: 79-1077 (332 amino acids)
Biological process (GO): chromatin remodeling
Cellular component (GO): nucleus; Ino80 complex
Source: RefSeq, a predicted model, not a curated record
AGGGCAUUGUUCGAACACGGAGCCUCGUCCACGCCAUCUACAGCAACUCGCACCUUUCCUCUGCACUUCUUGUCCACAAUGGCAUCCGCCCAGGAAUCUCUAUCGGCGACACCUGCAAACGCGCCGUCAGUACCCCAGGAUCCGAACAAGUCACAGAAAUCCCUACGAAGGAAAUACCAGAAGAUACGAUGGAUGUUCAAGAACGAAAUGCAAUCCAGCAAUGAACUCAUUCGCGAAGAACACCGUUCUAUGGCCCUUGCGCGUCGACUACAGGAGCAAAUAGAUGAGCUCCAAGAACUCCUCCUCGACAUCAACGAAGAGAAACGCCUGCCUCAACACUUCAACUACGAUAUUCGCUCUCCCUCGCCCAGUGCAUCAGUCGUGCCUUCACUCGAGACAGAACAAGAUCCCAACGCGAGCAGAGGCAAAUCGCGCAACGGCACAACAAACGGCGAUGCACCCGAUCGACUGAAGCCAAAAUCCCUUAGCUACCUGCUCGAACACACACCGCAUACGCAUUACCCCGCUGAGCACCUGCCCGAGGACCUGCUUGGAGACGAACUGCCAGGCUACAUGACGCCUGCGCAUGAGGAAGAGCAUCUCAUGGCGCUUGAUUCUGUUCUCGCCGACCCGUCGUCAUCGUCCGAAAGAGGGGGACGUCCAAUACAUAUGGUGUCGAAAGUCCCCAUCCCGUCGGAAAAGGAAGUAAGCGUUUCCAAUCCUGAUAGUGCAUACAACUGGCUGCGCCGCUACCAGCCGCAGGUCUUCCUCCAAGACCCAAAGCCCGACAACGAAGUCGCGUCGGAGAAGUCAGCACCACGAGCGACGGGCGCUGCCCGCGGGAAGCGCAAGAGCGAGGCCAAGGGCUCAGUGAAGCCGGAGGAAGAUGUCGAUGAGGAAACUGCCUUCAUCGAGGCUCCUGUUGUCACAGGUCGAGGCGGUCGAAAAAGCAAGGGUGGAGACGAUGAUGCUGCCUACAAGCCUCCAAAGGGAGGGAAGGGAGGCAAGAGGAAGAGAGAUCCUGCUGAUCGAGAGAGUACGAGCAGUCGCAAGAAGGCCAGAAACUCUGGGUCGUGAUAGAUGUUCGCGCA